Molecule: messenger RNA, 2159 nt
Organism: Botrytis cinerea B05.10
Lineage: Eukaryota; Fungi; Ascomycota; Leotiomycetes; Helotiales; Sclerotiniaceae
Exons: 2
Coding region: 273-1742 (489 amino acids)
Source: RefSeq, a predicted model, not a curated record
GAUCCUAUUACAUUACACGUCGCCCCUCCAAACCUUCGAACAAUGGCCUGGCCAUAUCCUUGAAAUAACUAUUCCAUGUAGCUCAUGGAAGUUACAAGAACAAAACUCACGUUCGGACGAAAUUCCUAAUACACAACAAUUACAGGGUGGCGGAUGCACAUCGCAAAACUACAGCAAUAUUUCCUCCGCAAAACGCAUAGGUGCUGACAAAUUCGACAAAAAAGCAAUACUAAGGAGUGCAUACUUCCUGUUCACAAUAGAGCAUAAGAAAUAUGGCCACCAGCACCGAUGCUGUCCCUAUAGAAGCGGCGGAAUGUAUACAGGUGGAUGGUGCAGAACACAAGAUAGUCGACAUAGGAACUGGCGGAGAUGUUGUUCUCGAAGUUCUCUUCGAAAACACAAAAGCUUGCACAAAGUCGAUACCGAACGAGACGAUUCAAAAGCUACGCAUGGCAAAAUCGCCGUUUCCUUCAGCGCGGGUGUUCUACCGUGUCCGCCUUGACACUUUGAAGAAACACUCAAAAUAUUUCGAACGGCUUCUUGGUUCAGAUACAUUUGGAGAAGGUCGGGCUAUAUCCGCCAGGUUUGCAGAAUUGUCCCUUUCGAGCAAAGAUCCUUCAGAGCUACCGGCAGGAGAGCUCCCUCGAAUACAAAUCACAGAUGAAGAUGAUGCAACGAGGACCAUCGGGAGGGAGAUAGUUUUCAAAGAUAUGCUCAAGAUUAUUCAUGGCAUAGCACAUUCUAGCAAGUCUAUUACUCUUCUAUACAUCUCAAUUUUGGUAGUCAUGGCAGAUAGAUAUGAUUGCAUGACUAUGAUCGCGCGCUACAUCACAGGAAAAUUCUCAAACUUCCGAUACCCACCAACUCUCGACAAAACCGCGGAAGAAGUUGUGCGGCAGAAAAUACUGAUAUUUUACCAUACUAACCAAGCAUUGCGCUUGUCCCCAGCGACGAAGGAACUUAUUCUUCGCGGUUCAUCCCGCUGGUCAAUAUAUGAAGAGACAGAUUCUGACUUUCUAGCUGCUUGGUGGGAUCUGCCGGAAGGCCUAGAAGCUGAGCUUUCAUAUCGUCGAUCACGGAUAAUUCUGACGAUUUCUUCCCUACAAACCAAUUUUCUCUCUAUGUAUACAUCUCGAACACGACAAUGUAAAUUGGGCUAUGAUUCGUCAGCUGCCUGCGAUUCCUUCCAGCUUGGUGAAAUGGUCAAGUUCCUCACGAGAAAAAACCUUCUCUCACUCAUUCCAUUUCAAGCAGUCUCUCCCGACGACCCUGAAUUUAUUUGGCCCGAAGCAUAUACUGGUGAUAUCGAACAGCUAGUUGCAUUAUUGCGAGAAUGUCCAAGCUAUCAAAUUGAUAAGAAUCAUGGCCAUUGUGGCUUACGUAAUAAAUUGCUUCCUGCUCUUAGCUACAUCAAAGAUUGUGUCGAUGGUGGCAUUGGAAUUAAAUCCCAAUUAUGGAAAACAGAAAGAUCAAAUCAAACCUGGAUUCCUAGCCCGUCGACAAAUACCAGCAACAAGAAGGCAUUUGUUGUAGGAGGCAAAGCAGUAGGAGAUGACAGGCCAGAAAAGCUUUUCGAUUUCAAAAGCUUGAAUAGAGAGGACCUUACGUCUGGCGGAAGGUCACUUGGUGUAGACAAAGCAGCGAAGAAAUUGUUUCUAGCUGACAAGUGGGAUUGGAUAAGGGAAGUAGAAACGGAGAAAGAGAAAGAGAGGAUGUCAAAAUCUUCGUUUUUCAGAUUCUGAAGAUCUGGACAUAAUUACUAAUAAUACCUAUACAUAAAGAGUAUCGGGUCGAGGAAAUGUAUUUGUGCCGUAUUCCGAAUGACAGUCGGCAAUCACAAUGGGCGGCGAGCGUGGAAAAUUAUCAUCCAGAUGGAGUUAUACCAAAUGAGAUAUAUCAUAUGGCCAACCCUGUGGGCGCAAUGCCAAUAUCUGGGGUAGAUCUCCAUUCAAGCCCCAAGAAGGUUGAGAUAAUUUAGAUACUAGUGCAAAAGCCUACCGCCAAAAUUCAAUCUUGAAACACCCUUUCCGUUUCACUAAAAGGCAUGGCAGCAACGAAUUGAUCAAUCAAAAAGGAGAACCUUGGAAAGUUCUAGCCAUGAAAGAAUAGAUUAAUUAAGCAAUUCUAAUCUCACCAGAAAACAAGCUUUUUGACACCCA